This is a messenger RNA of Fonsecaea nubica, 1482 nucleotides long. RefSeq lists its product as hypothetical. The transcript has a single exon. The coding region runs from base 1 to 1482 and encodes 493 amino acids. The record is from RefSeq and is a predicted model, not a curated record. NCBI's taxonomy places the organism in Eukaryota, Fungi, Ascomycota, Eurotiomycetes, Chaetothyriales, Herpotrichiellaceae.
AUGCUCGCUCAGGUGGCCCGACCAUCCAGACAUGCUGUAGCACGACUAUUCGAUAGCCGCUGCUUUCUUCUGCUUGUGCGGGCUCCUCCAUCUCGACAGCAAACGGUAGUAUGUCGACUCAAGGGUGUCUGCGUACGAGGCAUUGGCACCUCGGCCUCCCACCUGCGCCGUUAUCUCAUAUCUGAAGGCCGUGCAACCACACCCGCAGCGGGCAAGACCUCAGCGGACUCGAAUUCGUCCACCACAUCCCCUCCGAGGCCGUCCUAUCCCUUCUAUUUCGAAACUGGCUAUUCCAUCUUUGCCAAACGACCAUCCCGCCCGUUUCCGCCUCCGUUCGUCUUCCUCCCUUCCGGCUCCUUCUCCGACCCUCUCACAACGCACAAUCCCUCCUCCGUUGCGCGUGGCGCCCGCCGUCCCACCGUGAAUGGAGAACCUGUUCGUGGCAUAACAAACGGCGAUGACGCGAUUAUUAUAUCGGCGGAUCGGACCUUCGUUGCCGUCAAUGAUGGCGUGGGAGCAUGGGCUCAGAAAGAGAGGGGCCACGCAGCCCUUUGGAGUCGACUGAUUGCACAUUUCUGGGAUGUCGAAGUUGAGAAGUCUCUCGCAGGACCCGACGGGAAGAACUCGGUGGAUUUGGGAGAUAUCGACCCCGUGCAGAAUCUCCAGGAUGCGUACGAUGCGACCAAGAAAGCCACCAAGGGGACAUUGAACAAGGAUCGUGAUAAUGAAGUCUAUUCGGAGGGUGAAGAGGGCGAUCGCAAGCGAGGAGAUGAUGAAGAUCCAUCUGCUCCCUCGACUUCGCAAGAAAGCAAGGAUUCCAAGGAUUCCACCAAAAAUGACAUUCUCGGGACGACGACGGCCUCUUCGGCCCUUCUCUACUACAAACCACCUUCUGGAUCACAGUCCGAACCCACGCCAGUAAUCUUCGCCACGACGCUGGGUGAUUGCAAAAUCCUCCUUAUACGACCCUCUCCGACUUCAUCGCCGUCCGAGAAAGAAAGCAAGGAUGACAAAUCCGAUCGCAUCCUCUACCGGUCCAAGGAACAAUGGCACUGGUUCGACUGUCCCCGCCAGUUGGGCACCAACUCGCCGGAUACGCCCCUCAAGAAUGCCGUCUGUGACUUGGUCGAUAAUGUCCGCAUCGGUGAUGUGGUUGCCGUUCUGAGUGACGGUGUGACCGACAACCUGUGGGAACAUGAGAUCUGCGAUAAUAUCUGCGAGAGCAUCUCUCGCUGGAACGGUUGGGAGGACCAGUCGCAGACAGCCACCCACAAGGAGGAGCAAGAGCUCGAGGAGGCCAAAAAGGAUGGCGUGAUCUAUGUGGCGCGACGGCUGAUGAACGCCGCCAGGGAGAUUGCCAUGGAUCCCAACGCCGAGUCGCCUUACAUGGAGAGGGCGUUUGAUGAGGGUAUUGCGGCUGAAGGGGGCAAGUUGGACGAUAUCUCGGUUAUCAUUGGAGUCGUGAGGAAGACGGAGUCAUGA